AUGUCAGCGACAACCAGCACGCUGACUACGACCACGUCCGUAUCAGCCACGAGCAGUAGCACAGCGACGACCUCGAGUGGUACAUCGACCACUUCGGCCAGCAGCGUGACUGCAACGACUUUCUCUUCAACGAUCUCAAGCUCGGUGACAAAAACCAGCACGUCCGUCUCAGCCUCCAGCACUAGCACCGCGACGAUAGUUUCCACUACACACACCACCAGGACAAACACCGCAACGAACACUUCGGGUUCCGCUACCUCAACAAUUACCACGACGGCUUCGAGCGCUACAUUGACCACUUCGGCCAGCAGUUUGACUGCUACGACUGCCUCGAUCACAAGCACCAGCACCGUCACAACAACUGCGACGUCAGUUUCAGUUACAAGCACUCUCACCGCGACGACCUCCAGAGCAAGCAGUACUGCAACAACUUUGAGUGAUACACCGACUAGUUCCAGCAAAACCUUCACAGGUACGACGAGCACCUCCAGAACUACAACGGUUUCCCGAGCUGUCGAGCAGUUUCCCGCGACGGCCAGCAUGACCACAGAUACUACCACGACGUCCAUCCGUACGAACAACAUUGAUGCAAUGUACGUCUUAAGCAGUUCUCUUGUGUUUGAGAGCACAGGGACACGGGAAAGCAUAGUCUCUAUACUUACGUCCCAGUUGUUGGUAGUAUAUAGUCUGGAUGAGGAGCAGUUGAGCGUAAGCGUAUCAGAGGCCUCUGGAUCAUUAUCGCGGCAAAUUUCCAUCGGCAGAAAGUUGUGGCACGCCGUUUUCGAGAUAGUUGCUGACAGUCAUGACACCGAGCAGCAUCUUCAGAUCACGCAGACUAUGAGCAUCGACCCAGCUACAGUUGCAGGCAUGCUGAAAGCAGCCUUCGCAUCGGAUGGUCUGGAACUGGUGGAGGCAUCGCUUCUUGUUUCGAAGCCAGAGACAGAGGUUCUGACUACCACCACGACUUCCGAGCCUCCGCCUCCACGACCGCCACCGAGGCCGCCGCGGUCGCCCCCCCGGACGCCGGCGACGCGCCCAGCGCGGUCACCUUCGCCGCCUUCGCCACCCUGUCGUUCUUCGUCUUCGCCGCGUCCAUGGUCGCAGGCCCGCCGCG
Messenger RNA from Prorocentrum cordatum, 1114 nucleotides. NCBI's taxonomy places the organism in Eukaryota, Dinophyceae, Prorocentrales, Prorocentraceae. The record is from the annotation of a GenBank genome assembly.